AAUGCAUAAGGGAUCGGGAUCUAAGGAAACGAGAAAAUUACGGAACACGACGGAUGAGGAGCGUUUAAUAAAAGAUUUAUUUAUGGAUUACGAUCCAGAUGCUCGGGCGGUGCCAUUAGAUUCUCACGUGGUUACGGUUGAAAUUCAAUAUACGUUAAUCAGAAUUCAGAAGCUGGACGAAAGAUCUCAAGUUUUGACUACAACAGGACUCGUAAUAACGGAAUGGAUGGAUAAACGUCUAACUUGGGAGCCGAACGAUUACGGGAAUCUAACGGACAUUGUCGUGCAUCCCGGACGGAUUUGGCUGCCGGAAUUGACGUUAAUGAAUGGAGCCGAGGAUAUGGUUCAAGACUUUGAAAAGAUCCGAGUACUCAUCUCACAUGUAGGAAAAUUACACUGGGAGCCUGGAGGAAUAUUUAGUACAACGUGCGAUAUAGAUAUAUCUUUUUUUCCCUUUGAUACACAACGAUGCCCGAUAAAAAUUGGAGCAUGGGCAUAUUAUAGUCAAAGAAUGAAUUUAACAAAUAGUUCAAGUAUAGUGCCAAUGCAUGAUUUUCGAAUGAAUGGUGAAUGGCAGGUGGUCUCGACUGAUGUAGCCUGGGGAGAAACAGUUCUACCUUGCUUCGUCUAUCUUACUUUUACGAUGACGGUUGGAACCCUAAGCGUCUGUUUGACUGUCCUUGUUUUAAAUAUUCAUCAUUUACACCCUGAGAAGCCAGUGCCUGGUUGGGUUAGAAUAUUUGUACUACAAGUAAUGGCCAAGUUUGUGUGCUUUCGGUCACCAAUUAUCAAAAGAAGCGUGAAUAGCAUUAAAGCAAUUUCGGAUCCAGAUUUGACAGCAAUUCCCAAUAAGCAUAACGGUCCUGCUAGACGCUUAGCAAAUCACUUAUUGUCGGACGGUGAAACGCCAUCUAGCGCUUCGGAUAGGUUACUCAGAGCCCUAAGUCUGGAGAAGAUGGAUCGAGCGGAGGAAAAUGACUGGAAGAAUGUUGCGAGAGUCGUGGAUAGAUUUUUGUUCUGGCUUGUGUUUACAGUCAUGAUCGUUUCGGCUAUAUGUAUUCUAUUGGCACCCUAUUAUUUACCAGUCUUCGUCGAGCAAUCUCGCUAA
Molecule: messenger RNA, 1108 nt
Organism: Dimorphilus gyrociliatus
Lineage: Eukaryota; Metazoa; Annelida; Polychaeta; Dinophilidae
Source: the annotation of a GenBank genome assembly